AUGGCUCACAGGCCACGCAACGUGCUUUCCAAGGUCGAGCGUGAUGCACUUAAGGAACUCAGGGCCGACAACGACCUCGUUAUCGUGCCUGCGGACAAGGGGCUUUCAACGGUCGUAUUGGACAGGACAGAAUACAAUCAAAAAGCCAAAAGCUUGUUGGAGGAUCGUCAGUCCUAUGUCCCAUGCGAAUCCAACCCCAUGAAAACGCUGAUACGCGACAUUAACGCGACGCUGUUGGCAAUGGAGAACUCAGGUGCAAUAUCGCCAAUCGACCGACGCAUGGCGAGAGCACAAGAAACGGCCCUAGCCCGAUUCUACGGUCUCCCAAAAGUGCACAAAGAGGGCGCUACUCUCCGGCCUAUCGUAUCACUAAAGGGCACUCCAACCUACGGACUGGCAAAGUGGCUGUUCCAACGCCAAAAUUUUCUGACCUCCGAUUCGAACACCACAGUCAGCUCGUCAACGCAAUUCUUGGAGAAACUUAAAGGAGUAAGUCUCCUGCCAAGCGAUAUCACGGUUUCCUUUGGUGUCACGUCCCUUUUUACUUCUAUCCCGCAGGACCUGGCAGUCGAGACCAUCGAACUACUCCUACGAGAGAAAAACGACGAAACGGAGAGUCGCCUCCCACACGCCCAAAUCAUCCAGCUCCUGAAGUUCUGUCUCAAGACGUACUUUACGUUCGACGGAACAAUCUACGAGCAGGUGAAGGAAACGCCAAUGGGUUCGCCGAUUUCGGGACUCAUAGCCGAGGCGGUCCUACAACGGCUGGAGUCGCUGGUUUUCCGACACCACAGACCGAAAUUUUGGGCUCGGUAUGUGGAUGACACCUUCGUCGUCAUCGAACGGGAUCAGGUGCUGACGUUCAAAGAACAACUCAACGCCGUCUUCCCGGACAUUCAAUUUACGAUGGAGGAGGAGGAAAACAAUCAGCUGGCCUUCCUGGAUGUCCUCGUCUGCCGCAAAGAUUGUGGUGGCCUAAAAACCAAAGUGUUCAGGAAAGCGACAAAUACGACGCAAAUACUGAAUUUCAAUAGCAACCACCCGAUCAGUCACAAACGCAGUUGCGUAAGGGCGCUAUAA
This is a messenger RNA of Spirometra erinaceieuropaei, 1080 nucleotides long. The record is from the annotation of a GenBank genome assembly. NCBI's taxonomy places the organism in Eukaryota, Metazoa, Platyhelminthes, Cestoda, Diphyllobothriidea, Diphyllobothriidae.